Choloepus didactylus (southern two-toed sloth) is the source of this 4957-nucleotide messenger RNA. RefSeq lists its product as uncharacterized. NCBI's taxonomy places the organism in Eukaryota, Metazoa, Chordata, Mammalia, Pilosa, Megalonychidae. The record is from RefSeq and is a predicted model, not a curated record. Bases 2622 to 3404 code for a protein of 260 amino acids. The transcript is spliced from 2 exons.
CCCCUGUCCCCUCCCACCUGUCCCACCGUCCGUCCCCUCCUGCGCGUGCUCCGUGUCCCCUCCUGCCUGCCCUGUCCACCGUGGCCCUCCACUGACAGGCUUGCCUGUUUUGCACGCCGGUAGGACAUGGUGCUCUUCCUCCACUGGCCCUGUUCUGCCUUCUCGGCCCUCGCCUUGAGCCUCCGAAAGACUUGAGUCCCGAGGCCAGCGUUUUUCGCCGGCCUGUCCAGUAACGGCGCUCAGGCCUCCAGGGAAGGGCUGGUGUCCCACUCCCGGGGCAGCUUCCCACGACCACCAGGCCUCGUGGCGGCCAGAGGCUCCCCGAGCGGGUGGGGCGGUGGGCUGGGUGCGCGCCCUGGCGGUGCUCCUUUCGGCCGCCUGACCCUGGGCCCGUUGCUUAGCCUCGGUGCCCACAGAGCCAUGAGGAGAAGAGCCUCGGGCUCACACAGGCCCUGCUGUCACUACCUUAGUGGCCUCCCCCCUGCGAAGCCCCAGGCCUCCCAGCUGGGGAGGUGGUGGCUUCGCCCUGGAAGGGAGAGCCAGUGGCUUUGGGGCCCGUGGUGGCAGAGCCACGGCAGGUCUGGGCCCAUCUCUGGGCCUUUCCCCACCGCCGAGUCGGGAGUGUCUGCUCAUGGUGCUGGGCAUGGGGCAGUGGAGGCGGCCACCGCCCACAGUCCCUCUCCCUUCUGGAGGUUUCCUGUCCAGGCUUGGCCGUAGGCCACACCACGGCCUGUGGUCUUGAGCUCUGGUUUUCUGACAGACAUUCCCAGGGCUGAGAAGCCUUGGGAUCUCUUCAUUUCCUCCCGGAAGCUGGGGUGCCCUCAGUGCUCUCAGAAAGAGGCUCUCCUGGAGAAGGCAGAGGUGCUGCUGUGCCCGCAGGGGCAGGCAGGCUUUUACCACCAUGGAGAACGGAGCAUCCCAGGCUGGAGGCUGGCACAGUGGGGCCCAAGUGCAUUUCCUGUUGACUCUCUCCUUGCCCACACCUACUUCCUUUCCAUCCCUUGGCUUCCCCCUGACCCCCUGCCACCUUCCAGCUCCAUGUUUCCCCCUGGGUUGUCCUGGGCUUGGAGAACCGAUGGCCGACCACAGUGCUGUGCCCUGGGUCUGAGCCUCCUGCUGUGUGGCUCUGAGGAAGCCAGAAACGUUUUCCCCGGCUCGUCUCAGGCUGGGUCUGCUUCAACACUUCCAGUGGGGUGCCAGGGCAACCCAGGGGUGAUGAGGGCCCGCCUUGGGUGAUGCAGGGCAUGUCACCUGCCUCUCCGAGACGCAUUUUCCACACCUUGGGGUUGGUGACUUUGGUCUCCCCUCGCCCCUGGUGACACGGACUCUGUGGGACCCGGCGUGUGGGUCUUCAGCAGAUCGUCUUCCCUUCUCUCACUUGCCUGGCUGCAGGGAGUUUCCAGUUAAUUCAGGGCCUCCCUGUGUGCAAGCCAACAGCUCGAGACCGUGAGGUGACUGGUUGUUGUGGUGUGGAGGGGUUUUGGGACAGGAGCAACAGCCCCGAGGGCUGGGGACCUGGGGAAUGGCCCGUGGCGUGGGAGCGGUGCCGUGGCCUCCGUGAGCAUCCGGGCGGCCCCAUGGGCCAUUUCCUCCCUAGGGAGGUAGCACAGAAGAAAUGAGCAAGCAGUGGCCCGGAUUCUCUGCUUCUGGGGGGUGCCCUUGGCCGGGCUCACCCCUCCCCAGAUGGCAGCUCCUCAAGGCCGGGGCUGCUCUUGUCUGCCCCAGGCUCUCAGUGCCCAGCACAGAUGCUGGACGGCGGGGACGACAAUGCCCCCUCCCCAGACGAGACAGCAGGGGUGACGGUGCCCCUCCCCAGGACAAGAUGGCAGGGAUGAUGGUGCCCCCUGCUCCAGGAUGACACAAUGGGGAUGAUGGUGCCCUCCCCAGGAUGAGACAACGGGGAUGACAGUGCUGCCAUCACGGUCACUGGGCUAAUCCUGGGUGCCCGUGCACCCUGGGUCCCGUGGACAGGGCCCCACUGUGAAGUGCAGAGACAGCUUCCGUUGGCUCUUUGCGUGCCGUGGGCGCUUCCGCAGCUGGGAUGAGAUGCCGGCACUUUCCCCAGAAUCCCAGGGAUUAGUCACUCCUGCUUCCAGCCUUCCCCUGAAGUUACCACACGGAUCCCCGUGCUGGAGCAGCCUCCUGAUGACAUGCGUGCGGGUGACAAGGGAGGUUGGUGUUCAUCUGGUGGGGUGGGGAGGCUGGGGAAAGACACACGGCAGCCAUCAACGCCACGGCUUGAGGGGCAGGAGGGUGAGGCUGCCACGAACCCUGGGCCCAUUGCAGACCAAGGGUUUUUAUCGUUCAGCCCUUGGCCUGACCCUCCAAAGGCGCAGGGCUGGGAGCAGAAGGACUGAGGAAAGAAACGGAAGGGAGCGCACGACAGCCGGCGAGCCAGUCUUCCUUCUGAGAAGGGGCUCGAGGGCCCAGUUGCGGGCACAGGGUCAGGAAGGUGGUUCUUUUGGCUCUAGGAGGCCUUGUAAAGCCUCGAGUUGAAGGCUUCCUUCACCCUCCCGUCGGGCACUGGGGGCCUGCGAAACUGAGCCCACUGGGGGCCCAGAGCAAAUUGAAAUCAUCUGCAUUGGCGUCACAAUGGGCUCAUUCUGUGAGGCACUUGGCACAUGCCUCAGAGAAAGCAAGCUGCCUUCCAGGAGGAGCUCCAGAGGUCUCCUCCCUGGCAGAGCUGCCUUCCGAGGACCAUGCGUUCUGCAGCCCAGAUGCUGCACAUUUGGAGGAGGGUCGCUGAGCGCCAGGCAGGUCAGCUGGUGACAUACACUGCACUGGCAGGCAGAGUUGCCCCCCCAUCUUCAUUUCAGGGCCAGGGGUUGUCCCAAACCCCUCAGGGGCACCGGGAGGGGGAGGAGGGUGGCACAUACCCUAGCCCUGCUUCUGAGGAUGGACUUGCCCUCUUGGAACCAGAGCCCCUCGGUUUGCUGGUGUGCUGGGUGAGGCUGGGCCUGCGGCAGCACAUGUGCUCUGCAGGGUGCCAGGCGCCGUUAGGGAGGUGGGCUCGGAGCUGCUUGGUGGGCGCCUGGACUCUCCCGCCUCCCCCUGACUGUCACCUCUCCCCUGAUGGCCAGGUGUCCUGGCAGCAGGCCCUGGGGUGGCAGACGGGGAAGCAGAUGCCCCUGGGGUCGGGUCAGGCAGGAGCAGGUGCCCCCGUGUUCCUGAGCAGGUUCAAGGCUCCAGCACUCGUGGUGUAUGCUGGAGUGAUGCAGAGAUCCGGGGGGCCGCGCCCUCUGGUGAUGGGCAGAGUCUUCCCGCGGAGGACCCCGGCUGCACUUGUCCUCGAGCCUUGUCGCACCCCUCUGCAGAGCAGCCUGGGAGGGGGCCUUGCCUUAAUGAGCUGCCCUGGGGGUGACGGGGGCGGCCUCGCCUUUGGGGUCUGUGCUCAGGUUGCGUAGGUGUGAAAAUGAGGAUGAGAAAGAUGGGCAGCUUGGGUGGUCAUUGGCACAGUCCUGGCUGCCCGGUGACCGCCCGGCCCCCUGGGGCUCUGUCGGGGCGUCUGGGCCCGGCGCUGAGUGAGGGAGUGUUCACAGCUCCAGGUUCCCGCAGCAGCUGCUGCCACCUGCGAGCCUCAAGAGCCGUGACCCUGAGGGCCGUGGGGUGGCCUGGCCUCAGUGGCCCUGUGUGGCAGGAGAAGAGAUCUUUCUGAAGCUGCAGUUAAGGUGUCCCCCCAGUCAGCUGGGCGAGUGCCCCAUGCUGUGUUCCCCCGCUAGCCUGGGUCCCCCAGCGACGGAUGCGAUGGAGAGUGGCUUCAUUCCUUGGCCAUUGAGGAGGGGGUAUUUUGUUUGUAUUUUGCGUGCCUUUCUCUCUCUCCCUUUUUCUCUUUUUUCUCUAAAAGCAUCUCACAGUAACAGUGAGAAAAAAGGAGUACGUGAGUGUUUCUGCCUCUACAGGCCCCACAAUACCACUUCCAGGAAUGUCCAUGUUUCUUGCUUUCAGGAAAACACGGUGAGGCCUCCACUUAAAGGAGACGGUGGCGGAGACGGAAGAAGGGGGGUGUGAGUGAAAACGGAGAGAAGAAAGGCCGCCUGGGCCAGGCUGCAGGGCCGCAGGAGCUCUACGCUCAGUUCAGAGGGGUUUCCCCCCCCGACUGUGCCUGGACAAUUACGGGGAGAGUUCUGGGCUCACAUUUAGUUUUGUAAUGAGAACCAGUUUUCAGAGCAAAUGAGAGAGAAGGCCUGUUUCUUUCAGGAGUUCUCAGAGCUUCCGUGAGUGUGCAUUGAGUGUGCACGUGUGUGUGUUGGGGCUACCAGCGCUCGGGACCACUGCCACCAAAGGACAUUGGCCACUCUGGCUGCUGCCAUGGCUGAGUGUGCAACUGGGCACAGCUGGCCACCUCCUCCUUGCCCCGUCUGUCUGUCAGGUGGCGCCUGCACCCCGGCCAGUUCUUUGGCAGGGGGAGGUGCUAAACUUGAGGAGGUGGCAUCUAGGCUCACUGGGCUGAGCCGAGCUGCCCGUCUGAUGUGGCAGAAUCGCUCUGUCCCCCAACCGCCUCUUGCCACCGGCCUGCCUGGUCCACGGCCGCCCAGAGAGGCGCUGGCGCGUGUGUGAGGCCCUCACUGUGGUUUGUACACGUGCACGGCCCUGGCUCUCGCCCUUCCCUGCCUGGAGCCCUCGUGAAGACGCCCCUGACCUGCUGCGUGGCAGAUGGUUGCUGGGCCCUCGUGGGCCGGCGAGAGAAGAAAGACCGCUCUGUGCACCAGGCCUGCCCGGCCGGCCCCGGCUCCAGGCUUGCCAGUGAGGGCUCCAGCGGCUCCUUCUUCCUCCAAGGAGCUUGCAGGGUGAGCGUGUGUGUGCACCCGAGGGUGUGCAUCUGGAGAGUGGCUGUGGUGCAGGGCCUGCCUGGCACAUGGAGAAUGCCCGUUUGUGGGAGUUGUGUUAUCAGCUCGAUCUCUAUUCACAAGACCCACUUACUGCCUGGAAGACAGUGGGUGAACACAGGUCCCUCUUU